Heterocephalus glaber (naked mole-rat) is the source of this 5212-nucleotide messenger RNA. It is a transcript of the gene Ids, whose product is annotated as iduronate 2-sulfatase. Gene Ontology annotation, cellular component: cytoplasm. Lineage: Eukaryota; Metazoa; Chordata; Mammalia; Rodentia; Bathyergidae. Gene Ontology annotation, molecular function: iduronate-2-sulfatase activity. The record is from RefSeq and is a predicted model, not a curated record.
CUCGGGGAGGCGGGGGAAGAGGCGCGCAGGCGUGCUCGCACUCAGGCCGGCUCCCAGGCCUGAUGGCCCGGGGCAGUGGCGUCGCGCAGUUUUCCCUGCAGCCAGCCCUAGCCUGUCACCGCCAUCCCCAGCCGCGGGGCCGAAGAAGAAAUGCUGCCGCCGCCGGCCUGGCCCCUGCUUUGGCUCGGCUUGGUCCUGGGCUCCUGCUGCGCAGACCUGGAAGCCGCAGCGCAGGUCAACUCGAGCACAGAUGCUCGGAAUGUCCUGCUCAUCAUCGUGGAUGACCUGCGCCCCUCCCUGGGCUGUUACGGGGAUAAGCUAGUGAAGUCCCCAAACAUCGAUCAGCUGGCAUCCCACAGCCUCCUUUUCCAGAAUGCCUUCGCCCAGCAAGCAGUGUGCGCCCCGAGCCGAGUGUCCUUCCUCACUGGCAGGAGGCCCGACACCACCCGCCUGUAUGACUUCAAUUCCUACUGGAGGGUGCACUCGGGAAACUUCUCCACCCUCCCGCAGUACUUCAAGGAGAACGGCUAUGUGACCCUGUCGGUGGGAAAAGUCUUUCACCCUGGUAUAUCUUCCAAUCAUAGUGAUGAUUCUCCAUAUAGCUGGUCUUUUCCACCUUAUCAUCCCUCCUCGGAGAAGUAUGAAAACACGAAGACCUGUAGGGGGCAAGAUGGAGAACUCCAUGCCAACCUGAUUUGCCCUGUGGACAUGGCUGAUGUGCCUGAGGGCACCUUGCCUGACAAACAGAGCACUGAGGAAGCCAUCCGUUUGUUGGAAAAGAUGAAAACAUCGGCCAGUCCUUUCUUCCUGGCUGUUGGGUAUCAUAAACCGCACAUCCCCUUCAGAUAUCCCAAGGAAUUUCAGAAGUUGUAUCCCUUGGAGAACAUCACUCUGGCUCCCGAUCCCGAGGUCCCUGACAGCCUACCAGCAGUGGCCUACAACCCCUGGAUGGACAUAAGGCAACGGGAAGAUGUCCAGGCAUUAAACAUUAGUGUACCAUACGGCCCGAUUCCUGUGGACUUUCAGCGGAAAAUCCGUCAGAGCUACUUUGCCUCUGUGUCCUACUUGGAUACACAGGUCGGCCGCCUAUUGAGUGCUUUAGACGAUCUUCAGCUGGCCAACAGCACGAUCAUCGCGCUUACUUCCGAUCAUGGUUGGGCCCUAGGUGAACACGGAGAAUGGGCCAAAUACAGCAAUUUUGAUGUCACUACCCGUGUGCCCCUGAUGUUCUAUGUUCCUGGAAGGACGACUUCAUUCCUGGAAGCAGGCGAAAUGCUUUUCCCUUACCUCGACCCAUUCGAUUCUGCUUCAGAAUUGAUGGAACCAGGCAGGCAAACCACAGACCUCGUGGAACUUGUGUCUCUCUUCCCCACGCUCACUGGCCUUGCAGGACUGCAUGUCCCUCCUCAAUGCCCUGUUCCUUCAUUUGACGUGGAGGUGUGCAGAGAAGGUGACAACCUUCUGAAGCAUUUUCGAUCCCGUGACUUGGAAGAAGAUCCGGAUCUCCACGAUAACCCUCGUGAGUCAGUUGCCUACAGCCAGUACCCCCGGCCUGCAGACUCCCCUCAGUGGAAUUCUGACAAGCCGAGUUUGAAAGAUAUAAAGAUCAUGGGCUACUCCAUACGUACCGUAGACUAUAGGUAUACUGUGUGGGUGGGCUUUGAUCCCGAUGAAUUUCUGGCCAACUUUUCUGACAUCCAUGCGGGGGAACUAUAUUUUGUGGAUUCUGACCCAUUGCAAGACCACAAUAUAUAUAAUUACUCCCAACAUGGGGAAAUCCCUCCCUCAUUGAUGCCUUGAGUUUUGCCAGCCAGAGGGAAAAUUGAGCUGGCAAGAGGAGGCAUAAGAGAUGGUUAUUUUGUCAUUACUCAUAAUACUGAAAACAACAGGGGGGUGGGGGGUAAUCAAAGCAUGCAUCAACAAUUUGGUCCAUGAAUUUGUGACGGCCAAACUUUUCAUUUAGUCCUUACUGAUUUAUAAUUGGCCAUUAGAUUGGCUCUGGGCUGAAACUUUCUUUUCCUUUCUUUUUUCUCUCUCUCUUUUAAAUGGUCAUAGAUUACUAAUUUAAUAGGUAUAAAGUGAACAAACUGAAAUUGUGUCAUAUCUUUGUAUAUUAAGAGCAUACUAACCAAACAUACCACUAUACUCAAGAAAUACUUUGUGGAAUUUAGUGCAUUUCAAAAAGUAAUCAUAUAUCAAAUAAGGUUCUACCCUAAUGUCCCAGUUAUUUUGUUUAUAAUUUAAGAAUAUAUAUUAGGUAGUCCAAAAUAUUCAAAUUAUAUCAACAUGUAAUUCACAUUUCUUUCUCAGAUAUAAAGUUAAAAAUUAUAGAAACCAAUAAUUACAGAAACCAGUACCUUAAAUUUUCAUUUCUAAGACCACAGCAUUUCAAAAAUCCAAAAAUAAAAUAUCCAUGAAAUUAUUAACAUGUUAUUUCUAUAUCAUGUAAGAAAUAAUGCCUGGUAAACUAAAGGGAUGAGAUGUAUGGGAAAUUUCUGGCCCACAUAAUAUGUUAGCAAAUAAUAGGACCCUUGAACUCAUUGGCCAUUAAAAGUCUGUCAUUCACAAUGAGAAACAUUUCACUGUAUCUAUAUCCAUGAUUUGCGAGUCACUCAAAACCAUAUUAAUGCUCUUAUUUAGGGAUGGUUGAUUACAGACAUCCAUUUAUCUAGGAGGCAGAAAAUAUUUUAGUUUCAAUUGCUUAUUAAACAUUAAUUUUAUCAAAUUCUAAAUCAAGUAUUGUGAAAACUUCUUAUUAGUAUAAUAUUAAGUAAUUUGCAAUUCUCCUGAAUGUAGUUCUCUAUCCCCUAAACGUGAAAGUAAUGAGAAAGGCAUAGUCCAGUGAUGGUGAACCUAUGGCACGAGUGCCACAGCAGGCAUUGAAAGCUCUAAAACGUUCGCCAUCACUGGCAUAGUCCAUAUCAUCUUAAAAGGAAUGGAAUAUUACAAGUCAUAUUCUAGCAUAAAUAAGCUGAUGAAUUGUUAGUAGUCAUCAGAAAAAAUCAACAUCUUUCUAAAUUAACAUCUAAGAUAGUCAAAUUUCUUAUCAAAAUGAGCAAUUUUAGUUAUUUUCCCCUUACAAAUGCUUCAGUGUUUCAAGGUAAGUAUUUGUCAAAUACAAUAUAGCAAAUUGCACAUUAGAUUAAGCUACCGCAAUGUAUUAAAUUGUACUAAAAAUGGCAAAACAUAGUAAAAUCAGUUAAGUUUCAAAGGCAGAUUUUUUUUUCCUUUCUGAUAGAGCUAUAUAUGAUAAUACAAUGAUCCCAAGCUGUUAAGCGAUUGUUUUGCUAACAGCAGUUUUCAUCUAAGGUAUUAAGGGCUCUUUUCAUCUUUCCUGGUCCCAGGAUUCAUCUCUCCUUUGAAAUCUUUGGCUUUUGUAGAUGGUUUCUCUUAGUUUUUCCUUUCCUAUUCUUCAUCCUUUCUAUAUUGCUCUCAUCACAUCCACUCUAAUUUUUAUGAUGUAGUCUAGAAAUUUCUCAUGACAUGUUUUCAGUGUAUUUAGCUUUAUCUCCUAUUUCACAGUUAUAAGUUUUAACAUAGGUUGUUAUUUGAUAUCCAGUUGUUGCUCCUGGUAGGCCACAAUAUGUACACUCCGUAUUUUCACACUUAUUUCCUGAAGCACAGUUGCAGUAUAAAAUUUUCCAAAUUCUGCUCUUGAUGAAGUCAUAAGCUGAACUAUGCUAGGUACUUGGUAGCCACUAAGCCUAUGUGACCAUUUAAAUUUAAAUUCAUUAAAAUCCAAGGAAAUUUUAAAAGAUUCCUGGCCCCACCAUAUUUGAAGUGUUGAGUACCACAGAUGUGGCACGUUUGUGUCAUGGCCGAAAGUUUGACUGGACAGAGCCGCCCUAGAUCACCUCUGAGUUUGAGCUGGGUCUGCUAGCUACUGGCAGGUGUUCCCUGUGAGCUCGUCCUCUACCCUGUGUUUGCCACAAAGACCUGUCGGGAGUUGAGCAAGGUAUGCUUGGUUUAGGUACAGAGCAAGGGGUUCGCUAUGGCUGAGGGCCUCUUCCUCUCCACUCCCAUCACCAUCCCUCAUUCCUUCUCCCCCGCUUCCCAAGUAGUUUACCUCCCCUCCCUUUUCCUCCCCUGUUCCUAAAGAAUCCAUGUGUCUUCCUGAAAUGCCUCUUGCCCCUGCCCUUUAAGAACACCACCAGUGCCUACUAUAUAGGUCUAGACAGACCUCUGCAGAGCAGUCAGAGUCUUCCCUGGCUCCACAUACCCCUGCCCUCAGCAGACUCACCCUUGCCAGUCCCUUCCUCCCCGCCUCCUAGCUUGUGCCCACCCUCCUCUCUCCACCCAUAUAUUCAUGGCCAUUCUUCACAGCCGCCUCCUGUCCCCUGCUAAGAGGCUGUGGCUUUUGUGACCCUGCAUGCGAUGAGAUGAACACUGCUAAAGAAUCUAGUGCUCACUGUACUUUAAAAAAGAUAUUUGUUCUGACUAUAAAAUUGAUCUGUUAGUUACAGAAAAAUCAGAAAACAGGAAUGUAGCACAUAGGGAGAAAAAUGAAUCUUCUGUUCCAAGAUAGCCACUUAGUAUCUUGUCUUUAGGAAGAUAUGAAUUUUUUACAUUCCUGCGAUAAUGAUCAUACUGUGUUCUUUAUCAUGCAAUUUAUGCUUGUACUUUUCCAUUAAAUAUUACAGAUGAUUAUUACAGAUUUUUCCAGAGAUACUUUAUUUUGCCGAUAGUAUAUUUUAUUCUGUAGUUUUAUUGUAAUUUACUUAACCUUCUUUCAAUUGUUGGAAAUUUAAUUUUCAGUUUUAUAAAUAAUGUUGUGAUGAUAAACUUUUUGAAUAGAGCAUUUCUAUAUAUUUUGAAUUAUUCCCUAGGGACAGCCUCUCAGUGCCAAGUUGUCAAAAACGUCUCCAUUUUCUCCCUACCUUAGCGCACCAAAGUUAAAAAAUAAAGCAACAAGCAUACAAAUAAAAACCAUGAAAAAACACCCCUACUGUAAUAGGUGAAAAUGGUAUCCUGUUUUAACUUCUAACUCUGCUUAUUAAUGGCUUUGAUCAUUGUUCCUCUGUAUGAUUUUUGGACAUUUGCAUAUCCAGUUGUGUGAAUUUGCCUUUAAAUGUCAAGUUAUGGGCCUCAUUUUACAAAGUAAUCAAAGUGAUGAAUAAAUUGAUCUUGUGUGAUACAUAUUCCUGUCUUUUCCUGUGAAACAUGGAGACACCUCCUCAUCUGGAGAUUGAAUAAAUGCUCAUUUUCAUUGGAA